GCUGCCUUGAUUGCUAUAUCAACACUGUGACAUCUCAGUUGACUAUUUUAGUGUGCUAGUAAGUCAACAGACAAGUUUUGAAGCACAAUUCGUUUUCUAUAGUAAUAUCUCAACAUGGCUAUGGUUCUGCCAGAACUGUUCUCAAAGUACAAUAGGUUAACCACAGUUGUUACUGCAAAACAGUUGGAAAAAUUUCAUCACUUGAUAAAAUGGAGAAAAAACGCUUCUGUUUUGGAAAUUGGGCAUGCUGAAGGUGGAAAUUCUCAGAAAUCAUUCUUUCCCUAUUUACCAAGCGAUUUGAAAGAGUAUGUUGCUACGGACCUUUCGGAAAAUAUGAUUGAAUAUGCAAGCAAAAACUCGACACUUCCUUCAGUGACAUUCGGGCAACUGAAUAUAGCUGCAAAACAAGUUCCACUGGAGUAUCUGAAUAGAUUCGAUCAUAUAUUUGGAUUUUUUGUCAUGCACCAUGUGAGGCAACCAAGGCAGGCAUUCAGAAAUAUGUUCGAUAUGCUCAGGAAAGAUGGUUCAAUAUUUCUGACAUUCUUCAAACACAUUCCUUCUGAUGCAACCCUGGAUAGAUUAGCAAAACAUCCAGAAUGGAAACAGUAUGGACCUGAAAAUUUCAUAUCUCCAUAUUACUACAGCCCCAAUCCUCGCCAACAAUGGGAAAGUGAUUUGAGCGAGGCUGGUUUCAAAUGUUACGAACUGUUCGAAGAUAUUGGGAAAUAUGAAUAUGUAGAUGAAAACGAGUAUGAUAGUGAGUAUUAA
This is a messenger RNA of Leptinotarsa decemlineata (Colorado potato beetle), 768 nucleotides long. Its product is annotated as juvenile hormone acid O-methyltransferase. The record is from RefSeq and is a predicted model, not a curated record. Gene Ontology annotation, molecular function: S-adenosylmethionine-dependent methyltransferase activity. NCBI's taxonomy places the organism in Eukaryota, Metazoa, Arthropoda, Insecta, Coleoptera, Chrysomelidae.